Messenger RNA from Zingiber officinale, 1840 nucleotides. RefSeq names its product cytochrome P450 71A9-like. The record is from RefSeq and is a predicted model, not a curated record. Gene Ontology annotation, molecular function: monooxygenase activity; oxidoreductase activity, acting on paired donors, with incorporation or reduction of molecular oxygen; heme binding. The transcript is spliced from 2 exons. NCBI's taxonomy places the organism in Eukaryota, Viridiplantae, Streptophyta, Magnoliopsida, Zingiberales, Zingiberaceae. Bases 793 to 1689 code for a protein of 298 amino acids.
UUUAUGUAUGAACUUUAAAGUUUUUGUUUCAUAUAUAAAAACUAUAUUUCUAGUCAACGAUGGUUGAGAGAGAUGAUCGGAGUAGAUCAAUAUAUGAGUAAAUUGGGAAGGUGAUCGACAAUGUCUGCUGCUCCUUCGGCCGCCGGAGAGGAGUCCCAGCAGGGCCUCCAAUUCAUCUUCGCGGCACUCCUACUCCUCUCCUUCACGUUGGUGCUACUCUUCUACCUCCGCCGCGAGAAGGCGGACGACGAAUCCAGCAGGCUCCGCCUCGCACCCGGUCCGCCGGGGCUCCCGGUCAUCGGCAACCUCCACCAGCUGAUCGGCGGACUCCCCCACCGCUCCCUCCAUCUGCUCUCGGCUGCCUACGGCCCCCUCGUCCGCCUCCAGCUCGGCCGCGUCCCCGCCCUCGUCGUCUCCUCCCCCGCCCUCGCCCGCGAGGUACUCAAGACGCACGACCUCGCCUUCUGCUCCCGCCCCGACCUCACGACCUGGCGCCGCCUCUCCUACGGCGGCCUCGACCUCGCUCUCGCCCCUUACACCCCCCGCUGAGCCCGCGCGCACCGGCUCGCAGCCGUCCACUUCCUCAGCCCGCGCCAGAUCCAACGCCUCGCCGGCACGAGGGAGGAGGAGGUGCGCAUCCUGACGCGCACCGUGGCCGCCGCCGCCUCGUCCGGCCGCGCGGUCAACCUAAGCGAGAGUCUGCUCUGUUUGUCGUGCUGCAUCAUUUGCCGGGCCGUGUUCGGGAAGAGGUUCGCGGCGGCCGGGGAGUGCUCGAGGAGCGAGCUCGGAGGAAUGAUAUCGCGGACGGCAGAGCUUUUGGGUGGGUUCGUCGCAGGGGACUUCUUCCCAUCGGCGCACCGCUGGCUCAACGCCAUCACAGGGGUGCAGGGGAGGCUGGAGAAGAACUUUAAGGAGAUGGACAGCUUGUUCGAGAGGGAAAUUAAAGCGCGAGAAAGCGCCGGCGGCGGCGCUGACGACGGCACCUUUACCACUAUUCUGGUGAACUUACUCAGAGAGGAAAAGAGUGAUAACGAAGUCGGCCUCACCAGGGACGGUGUCAAAGCUCUUCUCCUGGAUUUGUUGUUCGGCGGAACGGACGCAAUGGCGGAGGCAAUGGUAUGGGCCAUGGCGGAGCUAGCGAGGACUCCUCGCGCUCUCGCCAGAGCCCAGGAGGAAGUCCGCCGAGUGGCGGCUGGAAAACUCCACGUCGACGAGGGGGACCUUGAGCGGCUCAGCUACCUGCACGCCGUCGUCAAGGAGAUCUUCCGGCUCCACCCGGUAGCCGCCCUUCUGCUGCCCCGCGAGUGCCAGCAGCGCUGUAGGGUCGCCGGCUACGACGUCGCCGCUGGCACCAGAGUCUACAUCAACGUGUGGAGCAUCGGGCGGGAUGCCGGCACAUGGGAUAAACUCGAGGAGUUCCGGCCGGAGCGGUUCGAGGGAAGCCCCAUCGACUACCUAGGGCAGCACUUCGAGCUCGUGCCGUUCGGCAGCGGCCGGAGGAUCUGUAUGGGGAUCCCGAUGGCAGAGGCGGUUGUGGAGCUUACGCUGGCCAAUCUAUUACACGGAUUCGACUGGGCGUUGCCGAUGGGAGUGAGAAGGCAGGAGGUGGACAUGGGCGAGGUGUUUGGGAUUGUCGUGAGGAAGAAGGAGCCGCUCGUGCUGGUGGCAACUCCUGCGAAGUUACUUUAAUUGGAUAAUUUACUCACGUGAUAGCAGAUGAUUUUAGCCCACGGGCCGUGCCGGAAGGCCCAGUCCAGUUGGUUAUCAUUAUAUCCAUUAUUCUAAAUUAAAUCUGAACUUCCUAAACAUGUUUUUCAAUUUACCGGGAUGAUUAGUGAAA